UGCCUCCUCUCCCUUCCUCCUGUCUCCUCUUCUCUCCUGUGAAGCCUGAAUGAUGGAUCCGAAGUGGGACCUGCUGCUCCUCCUGCUCUGCUCCAACUCUCUUCGUUGUUCAGCCAUGGAAUCGGUGAAUCUGGUGGAUAUCUGUGGCCAAACAAUCCAAAGAGAUGGAAUGAUCAUCAAUUCACACCAGGAAUCCAAGAAGCACUACUUUGUGACCACAGGGACCGACUGUCACCUCACCAUGCUGGCCAGCUCGCCUAAAGAAAAGGUCCAAUUCUACUUUCGUUUCUUCCUGGUCUACAGCUUACUCAGAGUUGCUCCACUAAACCCCGCCCCUCUCAUCCAAGAGUCCUCACAUGGCUCCGCCUCUCUCAACUUGAAACUCCAGCCCACCUCUAGUUCAAGCCCAGACGAUCCUUGUUUCGCCGGAUCCUAUCUUCAGUUCUAUGAUGGCAGAGACAUGCGCUCGCCACCUCUUGGGCCUCCUCUUUGUGGGAAGACUCCUCCCAAGCCAGUGCUGUCUACAGGACAAUAUUUGACCCUGAGGCUGGUGACACGGGGAACCCAGCCCAGGGUUGAUUUUGUUGGAGACUUCACCUCUUUGAGACUGGGAUUCAACCAAUCAGAGUGUAGAACUGAGGCCUAUUUUACCUGUAGAAAUGGGAAUUGCAUUCCUAUCAGUCUUGUGUGUGAUGACAAAGGCAUUGACAACUGUGGAGAUGGAAGUGACCUAGAGGAAAACCUGAGGACAGGCUGCAAAGGUCAGCUUAUGCCCAGUGAACUUCCUCCUGAAGUUUCUUCACCUCCUCUUUCCUUCAUUAUUCGGCCAACCCAACAUGGUGGGACAUGUAUGAACUGCAGUGGAACAGGCAGCAGUCCGAGGCAGGAGUCUGUAAGUGCCUCAUCCUCUUCUUUAUGCCUACUGGUUUUAUACAUCAUCCUGGCGACAGUGGCGGCGGGCAUCAUACUCUGCUGGUGCUGCUGGUCACCUGGUUGGUUUGUGUGGCGUGUCAGCGUCUGUCGUUUCGUACCAUGUUGUAAGUCAACCUGUUCUUCCUGUACAGUCUGUGCAGACACCAAGGAACACCGAGUAACAAAGGUCACCCCUCACUCACCGGUCAACCAAACCCCGAUGAACCCAACGCUCAGCACUAAUGACAAUCAGUGUUAACUCUUUAUAUCCCUGAAGUUUUUAUGGUUUCGCUUUCACAAUGUGGGGACACUAUAAUCAGGGGUCAUUGCACAGGAUUUAUCUGUGGAGGAUGAUCUGAGGGCAAAUUUGUGAUGCUGAAGGUUGUCUGGAGAAACGUGCUGCCCAGCAAGCAAUAAGGACCAGAGCGGUUGGUGAAUCUAUUAUUUACUUUAUUUCUGUACUUUUCUUUAUCCAAACAUGAUUCCCACUGUAGAACCGCUGAAGGGUUUUAUGAAGACAUUUCUGAUGUUAAACAAAUUCUUCUUUGUACCAGUAAACUUGUAAUUGUAGAUUCAUUUAGUCUUUUUCACUCUUUCACAAAUACAACACAACAAUGGUGGAUGACCUUUUCUUAUAUGGCACCUUUUCACGUCCUGAGACUCCAAAGUAAACUGCAAUCGCAUAUACACACCCUGAUGGCGGCAAGCUAGAAUAUGGCUGCAGCGAAAGCCAGAACUGUUGUUUGAACCAACAACCCUUUGGUUGCAGGGCAAACCUGCAUCUCACGGCAAUAAAAGUUGUAACAAACAACUUUUGUUUUUUAUUCUUGAGUACAACUGCAAAUCUGCUAAUGUGCUAAAAAAACCUGCCUUACAAAUUUCAAA
Molecule: messenger RNA, 1797 nt
Organism: Cyprinodon tularosa
Lineage: Eukaryota; Metazoa; Chordata; Actinopteri; Cyprinodontiformes; Cyprinodontidae
Gene: ldlrad2
Product: low density lipoprotein receptor class A domain containing 2
Exons: 5
Coding region: 50-1171 (373 amino acids)
Molecular function (GO): protein binding
Source: RefSeq, a predicted model, not a curated record